Messenger RNA from Vigna umbellata (rice bean), 2077 nucleotides. RefSeq names its product Major facilitator superfamily protein. Gene Ontology annotation, molecular function: dipeptide transmembrane transporter activity; tripeptide transmembrane transporter activity. Gene Ontology annotation, cellular component: membrane. The record is from RefSeq and is a predicted model, not a curated record. Gene Ontology annotation, biological process: dipeptide transport; transmembrane transport. NCBI's taxonomy places the organism in Eukaryota, Viridiplantae, Streptophyta, Magnoliopsida, Fabales, Fabaceae.
UUUCUCCAUUUAUUGCUCUCUUUGAUAUAUCACAACCUUGCUAUAUACAUCUCUUAUUUUGGUUAUUCCUUUUUAUAUUAUUGUUUAGGUAAUAUCUGUCAUCAAUGGAAGCCAAUGCAGAUUAUACCCAAGAUGCCACCGUUGAUUUCCGUGGCCACCCUGCACUUUCAUCCAAAACCGGCAAAUGGAAGGCUUGUGCUUUUCUUGUUGGGUAUGAAGCAUUUGAAAGGAUGGCCUUUUAUGGAGUGGCUUCGAACUUGGUGAAUUACCUUACAAGCCAACUUCAUGAAGACACAGUUUCAUCAGUGAGGAAUGUGAAUAACUGGUCAGGAUCUGUGUGGAUAACGCCAAUUCUUGGAGCUUGCAUAGCAGAUUCUUACUUGGGUCGCUUCUGGACUUUCACUCUCUCAUCUCUCAUUUAUGUCUUGGGUAUGACACUUCUGACAGUAGCAGUGUCACUGAAGAGCUUGAGACCAACAUGCAGCAAUGGCAUAUGCAAGAAGGCUUCAACCUCACAGAUUGCAUUUUUCUACACAGCCCUUUACACAAUGGCAAUAGGGGCAGGGGGAACAAAACCCAACAUCUCAACGUUAGGUGCUGACCAGUUUGAUGACUUCAACCCGAAUGAGAAAGAGCUAAAGGCCUCCUUCUUCAACUGGUGGAUGUUCACCUCAUUCUUGGGUGCUUUCAUUGCCAGUUUAGGAUUGGUAUACAUUCAAGAGAACUUGGGAUGGGGACUUGGUUAUGGUAUUCCCACUGCUGGUCUCAUCCUUUCAUUGCUUAUAUUCUACAUAGGCACACCAAUUUAUCGCCACAAAGUAAGGUCAACCAGUACUCCUGCUAGAGACCUCGUUCGUGUCCCCAUUGCAGCAUUCAGGAACAGAAAACUCCAACUUCCUACUGACCCCUCUCAUCUCUAUGAGCACAACCUCCAACAUUAUCUUAGCACUGGAAAACGCCAGUUCUAUCACACUCCAGCACUCAGGUUUUUGGACAAGGCUGCUAUUAAAGAAGACAGUGCUGGCUCUAAAAGGGUACCGCUGACAGUAACCCAAGUAGAAGGCUCUAAACUUAUCUUUGGUAUGGCCCUUAUAUGGCUGGUGACACUGAUUCCAAGCACCAUUUGGGCACAAAUCAACACUCUUUUUGUGAAACAAGGAACCACUUUGGACAGAAACCUUGGACCUCAUUUUAGAAUACCCUCAGCCUCUCUUGGAAGCUUUGUGACACUUUCCAUGCUUCUCUCAGUGCCAAUGUACGAUCGGAUUUUUGUACCGUUUAUGCGCCAGAAAACUGGUCAUCCCAGAGGAAUCACAUUGCUUCAAAGGCUUGGGAUUGGAUUUUCAAUCCAGAUCAUAGCCAUUGCAAUUGCUUAUGCAGUAGAAGUUAGAAGAAUGCAUGUUAUCAGUGCAAACCAUGUAGCUGGACCUAAAGAUAUUGUCCCCAUGAGUAUAUUUUGGCUGAUGCCUCAGUAUGUACUAAUAGGGAUAGCAGACGUGUUUAAUGCCAUUGGAUUACUAGAAUUCUUCUAUGAUCAAUCCCCUGAAGACAUGCAGAGCCUAGGAACGACAUUCUUCACUAGUGGGAUCGGUGUUGGGAACUUUCUGAACAGCUUUUUAGUGACAAUGGUUGAUAAAAUAUCAGGAAGGGGUGACAAAAAGAGCUGGAUAGGGGACAACUUGAAUGAUUCUCACUUGGACUACUAUUAUGGGUUUUUGUUGGUCAUGUCAAGUAUCAAUUUGGUGGUUUUUUUUUGGGUUUCAAGUAGGUACAUUUAUAAGAGGGAAUCAAUAAGGGUCAAAGAGAGCCUUUGUGUUCAAAUGGAGGGGAACCCAACUUUGGACGCUUCUCUUAGUUUACAAGUGUGAAAACUACCUAUUAGGGUUCUAGGCCACCACAAAUAACCGAUAGUGUGAUAUGAAGCUUAAAUUUACUUCAGAUUCUACGACAAACUGAUCAAUGAUUCUAUAUUGAAUUUAAUUAGCUCCACCUUUAAGUGAAGUUGGAGCCAAAUAAAUUCAGAUACACAAGUUUGUGUAGAAUUUAUGAACAUAUAAACUAAUAUCUUAGUAUUUAU